Dendrobium catenatum is the source of this 726-nucleotide messenger RNA. RefSeq lists its product as uncharacterized. NCBI's taxonomy places the organism in Eukaryota, Viridiplantae, Streptophyta, Magnoliopsida, Asparagales, Orchidaceae. The transcript has 2 exons. The record is from RefSeq and is a predicted model, not a curated record. The coding region runs from base 1 to 726 and encodes 241 amino acids.
AUGGCCGAUUCAACGAUUCCGGCAAACCUGAAGUUCGUUGUUUCCAACAUAAAGAACUUCGUCACUACGCCGCUCGCUGCCGACAACUAUGCCAUCUGGCGAUCCCAAAUACUGAAAAUCAUUCGUGCCAAUGGCUUCUAUAGCUUUCUUGUUCCGCCACCGUCGCUUCCUACCUCCUCCGACCAGAUUCAAGAAGGCUCGUCGUCUUCCACCAUCAGUACGGGUAACAGACAUCUGACCGAUCAAACAUUAUCGGCUGCCCUCUGUUCGACCAUUUCACAUUCUAUCUUGCCAUAUGUGAUCUCGUUGGAGUCCACCGCUGAAAUCUGUACCUCUCAGAAAAUUAAAUCGUUGGUGGACCAAAUCGUUGCAGCCGACUCAACGGUAGAUAUAGAGGAUAUCAUCCUCUACAUCUUAAACGGUCUUCCUCCUACAUACCAAUCGUUCAAGACAUCGAUCCGAACAAUGCUCAACCCGAUAAGUCUCGAUCAACUCUACCCUCUUCUCCUCAGCGAAGAGAUUCAUCUUGCAGCAGAUGCAGCUCGGCAGCACACGACUACCGAUCCAAAUAUGGCCUUAUUCGGCUCCAGGGGCGUGGCAAAAGGUUCCGCGGCAGAUAAAAUUCAAACUCAAUGGGACAGACCCGAUCCAACCCCUCCAGCUCAAUCAUCUGCCAAAUGUGCUUCAAGAAAGGACACUCCGCAAAUUCUUGCUGGCAUCGCCUAA